AUGGCACCGUCUCCACCAGGCAUGCUCCGCCGAUUAAUAUUUUGCUUAUUGCAGGGCUCGCAAGACGACGAGAACGAAUCCUUUAAGAAGCCGCGCCGCUCCGAGCGCAUCUCAUCGCAGCGCGCGACCGCUGCCACCGACAACGAUAACCAUGUCUUGCUUAAGACCCCCGUGCAGAAUAAACACCAACUUCCUUCGCCGUUGACGCACCUCGCCAGUGAGAGUACCGCCGGUCUCGACAAGGACGUUGCAGCUACCCCCCCUCAGGAGCGCCCGAGCCAGGUGGCUCGCCGCCGUGCCGAUGAGGGCUUCUCCCAGGGAGUUCUAAGCUCGCCGCCUCAGGAUACGCAGGCGUUCAGCCAACAGGAUUUCGAUCCCAAUGCUCCGUUAGUUGAAGGAAUCGACGAGCUCAAGGAAGGCGUAUGGGGCUAUCUUCUCCCGUUAGACUCCCAAUUCGUGCGCUCGCCCGUGGUGUUGAAGAAGAAGGGUACUUGCUCCCCCCCUUCGGACACUACGGACCCUGCUGCGCCAGUGGUUGCGAAAAACGGCGGUAGCAAGGCUCAGAAGGGGCCGGGCAAGAAGGCGAAAAAGGAUGAUUCGGCAACAUCUGGGGGUUAUCUCCUCGGGCGACACCCAGAGUGCGAUAUCCGCGUGGACGAUCAGGGUGUUUCGAACCGGCACUGCAUUAUUUUCAUGGAGAACAAGGGCAACGGCACCACCGUCGUGAUUGAGGACUUGUCGCUCAACGGGACGUUCAUCAAUGGCGGUCGGCUGCAUCGGAAUGACAGGCGCGAGCUGCAAGAAGGCGACGAGAUCAGUGUCACGACGGCCAGCGCUGGUUUCAUAUUCCGGUACCCCAGAUGCCGACAUGGGCAGCCGUUUGCGAAGGAGUACACUAUCAAGCAACAACUGGGCAGCGGUCAUUUCGCCGAUGUAUUCUUGUGCAACGAGCGGUCGACGGGUGACGCCUAUGCCGUGAAGCGUUUUACGAAGCGGCAGGAUGAGGACAAGUCCAAGUACGAAGGCUUGCAUCAGGAGGUUGCUAUGCUCAUGGGCAUCAGCCACUCCAAUGUCUUGUGCCUCAAGGAAACGUUCAACGAAGCUGAGGCCGUCUAUGUUGUGUUGGAGCUCGCGCCUAACGGCGAAUUGUUUACAUACAUCACCGAAAACCAAAAGUUGACAGAGGGGGAGGCCCGCAAGGUGUUCUUGCAGUUGUUCGAGGGCAUGAAGUAUCUGCAUGACCGGAACAUGGUUCACCGUGAUAUUAAACCCGAGAAUAUCCUCCUUAUGGAUAACGAUCUGACCGUGAAGAUUGGCGAUUUCGGCUUGGCCAAAAUUGUUGGCGAGACAUCGUUCACGACGACACUCUGCGGUACCCCGAGCUACGUGGCUCCCGAGAUCCUCGUUAACAACAGAUCCCGCAAGUACACCAAGGCCGUUGAUGUUUGGUCACUAGGAGUGGUGCUGUACAUCUGUCUUUGCGGUUUCCCGCCCUUCUCGGACGAGCUAAGGCGGCCAGACUUUCCUUACGACCUGUCAGCCCAAAUUCAGCGGGCGCUUUACGACUACCCUUCCCCGUACUGGGAUUCCGUUAGCGAUGAAGCCCUGGACCUCAUCGACCACAUGUUCAUUCUCAAUCCCGACCAGCGUUACACGAUCGACCAAUGUCUCGCUCACCCCUGGAUGACCCAGAGGUCCCUCGGCGUCAAUGAUAGCACCAAUGGCCUGGUCUCGGGUCUCGCGGGUCUCGAAAUGAGCCGCCGCGCUCCACACCGUGAACGCACCAUGCUCAGCUCCAUCAACACCUGCACCGUCACGGAGCGGGUCCCUGCCGGUGCGGGGCGGCCCGAUGUCAAGGUGUACGCCAAGAAUGCUAAGACCAAGGCUGGGGCUGCUGCGACAUCGCCGACGCCGAAGCGGGAGGCCCGACCGGACGAUAACCGUGACCCGGGCGAGUUUAUGGAGAUGGGCGGUCGGGGUGAUCAGGAGCUGUAUGGGAACGAUGGCGCGAGCCGGUAUCCGACCAAGGAUAUUGGGGGCGAAGUGGUGGGAACAGAGGGGAAGGUAAAGGGGAAGGUGAAGGGAAACAAAGGCGGUCGUUAA
This is a messenger RNA of Dichotomopilus funicola, 2103 nucleotides long. Its product is annotated as kinase-like domain-containing protein. Gene Ontology annotation, molecular function: protein binding; protein kinase activity; ATP binding. The record is from RefSeq and is a predicted model, not a curated record. Gene Ontology annotation, biological process: protein phosphorylation. The coding region runs from base 1 to 2103 and encodes 700 amino acids. Lineage: Eukaryota; Fungi; Ascomycota; Sordariomycetes; Sordariales; Chaetomiaceae. The transcript has 4 exons.